Messenger RNA from Aspergillus alliaceus, 2760 nucleotides. Its product is annotated as transcription factor domain-containing protein. Lineage: Eukaryota; Fungi; Ascomycota; Eurotiomycetes; Eurotiales; Aspergillaceae. The transcript is spliced from 2 exons. Gene Ontology annotation, biological process: regulation of DNA-templated transcription. Gene Ontology annotation, molecular function: DNA-binding transcription factor activity, RNA polymerase II-specific; zinc ion binding. The record is from RefSeq and is a predicted model, not a curated record. Bases 370 to 2760 code for a protein of 796 amino acids.
UCGGCUCUGCGAUGAACUAAUUGAUAUUAAAAGGCGGGCAAAGCCGCAACGAUCGUCACUUAUUGUCCGUCUUCACUCAGGGCGAAACAGAACUCACCCACCCAGUAGAUUGUUCGCUGAUAAAUUCUGAAUUAACUAAUUCACUACGGCCAUCCAUUGGAUCUCCCACUUCUUCCAUCCUUCCUUCUCGCUCGCACAACCCUUCAUCCUUUGGAAUCGUCCUAAACUUAGUGGUUAUUUGUCGAUCGCUCUAUCAUCAUCUAUGGCACCCCGCAACGCGGGUCAUUUCCGCUGCUCCGCAUCCCCUGUUCUUGUUAAUCUUAGCCUUUCAAGACUAUCGGUUCGAUAGCAGGUCGUCCGGGUCCUAAUAUGGAGCCGGCUUCUAAAGCGCAAACCCGCAAAUCAACCUCCGCCGGGGACCAAGCGCCUCGGAAAAGACGCAAAAGGACUGUAGUGACUGGGGCAGCGGAGGACUGCUUCACAUGUGCCCGGCAAGGCUUUCCCUGCGACCGGCGACGCCCCUUUUGCUCCCAAUGCCUUGACCAUGGCCGAGAAUGCUCGGGAUAUAAGACGAAAUUGACCUGGGGUGUCGGCGUUGCUAGCCGCGGAAAGCUCCGGGGAUUGUCGCUUCCUGUAACAGGGUCACAACCGGCUGCGACACCGUCAGCAGCGUCUGGCCCCAUAGACUUUCAGAGGCAGCCGGAAAAUGGUUCGCCAUCAAUAUCACCACCGUCUUACAAGUCUCUCCCAGUCUUAACUUCGCUGGCGGCGUCACCUGUGCCUCAAGAACCGCAGCGGUCGCCGUCGGUCCCAGAAGCCCAUAGGAAUACGACCUGGAUACCUGGCGUACCUGACCCCCAAACGUGGCCUACCGGUUCUCCUCUCUCGGUACAUCGUGGCCCGUGGAAUGAACUAGAUCAGCACGAAACAGGGACGUUAAACGACGCAUCGAAACCACCACCCUCUCACAAGAGACCGGAUCCGUCAACAGGCUGUCAUAAUGCGGCGGUCGAUGCGGACUUAUGGUCUAACCAGACACAAGCAAAAAGUAACGCAACAGAGGAAGAAGUCACGGGAAAGGAGCAAGAAAGUACAGACAGUGCGCUACAAAUGGCCACUUGUCAUUCACCCUCGCUAUCGCAGUUACUUUUAGCACGCUCCGUCGGACGUACUCCUCGUCUUCGGUAUUUAAUCAGCUACUACGCUGAAGUCAUAGCGCCGAUGAUCGUUGCCUUCGAUGGCCCAGCAAACCCGUUCCGCACGUAUGUCUUGCGCUUAGCACAGGAGAGCCUAUCUCUUCAGGAAGCUAUAGCUACGUUAUCCACAAGUAACUUACGGCAGAGACACGAGCGGAGGAUGAGGUCGACCGAACGAACCCUUCCAGCUCGCCUAUCGUCGUUAGCCCACCGGGCUUUGACGGACGAGGCCUUCCGAGAUGAAUACGGUGUAUUGGGACCUGACGGAUUCGCUCGGGAGGAACAAUUUCACCGAGGUAUGGCUGUCAAGGCUCUAAAUAUGGAACUGGCCGACCCGCAUGAGAGACUAUCGGAUUCUGUCCUUGCAACACUGCUGGUACUUUGUUUGUUCCACGUCUGUGAUACUGGGGUCGCUCAAUUCAAGACCCAGUUCGCUGGUGUGACGAAGUUGCUGGCUAUUCGAAUGCGCAAUUCGCUCCGGAUAUCAGAGGAGUUGAAGUGGUUCAUUCGUAUGUUCACCUGGUUUGACACGAUGACGGCCACCACCAAUAAUCGUGAAACCCAACUUCGCGGUACCUGCUUGGAUAUUGCCACUGUUUCGGACGGCGAAUGGGGACUGGAGAACCUUGCCGGAUGUGACCCAAGCCUAUUCAAAUUCAUUGCCCAGUUAGGUCGCCUAAAUCUUUUAAGUCAAGACCGAGAGAGUAGGGCGCCGGCACUUCCAGACGUGUUUGUCCCCUCUUCGACUCCUCCGCCGUCCAUGACAUACUACUACCCGUCAGGUUCGCUGACGUCAGAUAUGUCUGUGGCAAGCGAUUCAUAUUCACUUCCGCUGCCGUAUCCAUCACAAUCAAGUGACCACACAAGGCGACCCUCAUCGCCGACCUUUUGGGCUGAGUGGUAUUCGUUACGGCAGAAGCUUGAGUCAUGGCGCCUUCCAGGCCAGCCUAGCCAGCCCUUUAAUGCUGGCUUCGCGCCUAUCGCAACGACUACAAAUGCCUAUAUUUCGCCACCUUCAUCACCGUCAUCUCACUCCGUUAUUGCUCCUCAGAACCUUGAGGAUGUUUUCCACAUUUCCGAAUCAUUCCGUCACUCUGCAAUCCUUUACACUGAGCGACUUGCGUAUCCGGAUCUGCCAUCGAACCAUCCUCGCAUUCAAUUUCUUGUGCACCGUGCAAUGCAACAUAUAUCGUCAGUCAAAUCAGACGUGUAUUUACUCUGGCCGCUUUUUAUUACUGGCUCGGAGUGUGUGCUUGAAAGCCAUCGUACAUUCAUCAGAGAGCGCUGCAAUGACAUCUCUAAAGAUUCCGGGUUUUUGAAUAACCUCUCGUGUCUGGAGCUUUUGGAAAAAAUAUGGAUGGAGAUCCCCACCGCCACCGAAGUUGGUGAUGACACUGGCCGUGCAUCACGUGGUACAUAUCUGGACCCAUUUGGAGAUGUCGUGUCGGCAGCGGCUCCUUAUUGCGAGACAUCGGUGUCUUUACCGGUUGGCAGACCACAUGGGUUCCGAUGGCACCAGGUGAUGCAGGCCAAACGGGCCGAGGGAGAAUAUAUGGUGGUGUGA